Lactuca sativa (garden lettuce) is the source of this 1384-nucleotide messenger RNA. It is a transcript of the gene REV7, whose product is annotated as DNA-binding HORMA family protein. Lineage: Eukaryota; Viridiplantae; Streptophyta; Magnoliopsida; Asterales; Asteraceae. The record is from RefSeq and is a predicted model, not a curated record. Gene Ontology annotation, cellular component: zeta DNA polymerase complex.
UUUGAUAUGGAUUAGAAAGUGAGGGACUCGGUCCAACGUUUUCAUGUCUUGGCUUUCCAAUUGGUGGACCGGAAACAAAAAGAAAUCGAGAAAUCGAACACAGCUAUCGCCGUUCCCUUCCUGCCUCCACUUCCAGUUCCAACGAAAAUAGAGAAAUCGAGCAGCCUACUUCCGACGAAUCAACAGCUACUUAUUUCGUCCUUCGUUCCUUCUUGCUCCUGAUUUCUGCAUUCCAUACGAGAUUUUCUAUUCCCAAUUUCUCUAUUUCAUACGAGAUUUUCUGAUUUCUCCUUCUUGUUUCUUGUUUCUUUCUGAAAUUUUGCUGGCUUAUGUAAGAGUUUUUGCUGAGAAAUCGAUUGGCUGUUUUGCUGUUUCUGUUUCUUCUGAUCCUGUUUUGCUGUUUCUUCCUUCUUAUAUGUAUAAAGAAAAAAAAAAAAAACGACAGAGUUGAAUGAAAAAUAGAACGUCAAUGCGUCAAACCAUUAAAUAAACCCAGCAAUCCAUUUGUUACAUACUGUGAAGGGGAGAAGGAGAAAAUGGAUUGCAAGGAAAACGAAUCUCCUGAAAGUAGGGAGACUUCACGUGUAGUAGUUGAAUUUCUUGAAGUUGCUAUUACAUCCAUCAUCUUCCUGAAAGGAAUAUACCCACCAGGUGCUUUUGAAAGGCGGAGAUAUAUGAAUCUAUUGGUUCACAGGGCUCGACACCCUCAGCUUAAUCGCUAUAUCCUCAACUCUGUCAAUGCACUUGAACCUUACAUCCAACAGGGGCUGGUUGAGAGAAUUGCUGUUAUUUUCUUCAAGGAUGAUAAAAUUCCAGUUGAGAGAUUUAUGUUCAAGAUUAAUGUGAACCAGUCUUGUUAUGAUGGGGAAAUGAUGGACAUGGAGAUGAGAUUAUUUUUGGUGAAGCUGUCUUUAUCAGAACCUUUUUCAAAGAAUGCUGCUGUUUUAUCUCAAAGUAAAAAAUCUGAUUGGAGGUGGGAAAUAACAGGUUACUUUUGCUCUCUUCCUGAAGCUGAAGUUGGUGCGUGGAUUUCAAGCAACACAUAUCAGUGGAAACAACCUCCUGUAAUAACACCAAUCAAAUCCAUGAAUAUUCAGCCAUUGUCUUUGCAGCUAUAUUUGGAACAUCCUCCACCUGAGCUUUGAAAGUGUUUUAGUUUCAUAUUUUUGUUUAUAUUUGGGGAAGAGAUGACGUGGGAUGUAUUGUUGAUUUGUCAUGCAAAAUCCAAGUGGACUUGUCUCUUUUGCUGAUGUGUCAUGCCACAUGGUCUUUGGCUGAUGUGGAUGACAUUUGGAUCAGCCUUUGUUGAUGAGGUCUUUGUUUAUGUGUCAUCUUCUUAAGUGUUUACCCCCUCCCAUUUCAAUUAAAUUCAGAUAUUACAGCA